This is a messenger RNA of Culicoides brevitarsis, 1035 nucleotides long. It is a transcript of the gene vih, whose product is annotated as ubiquitin-conjugating enzyme E2 C. The coding region runs from base 140 to 667 and encodes 175 amino acids. The transcript has 2 exons. The record is from RefSeq and is a predicted model, not a curated record. Lineage: Eukaryota; Metazoa; Arthropoda; Insecta; Diptera; Ceratopogonidae.
UUGAGAAACUCGCUGUGGGCCGAUAAAUUGUUAAACGAAUUUCCCUCGGCUUGUGCAUUCUAUCAAAAAAUUCAAAUUUAGCUAAUUUCCUGUCGCAAAAACUACAAAUUUCAACUAGAAUCCGAUACGUAACACGACAAUGGCACAAAAUAUCAAUCCAGAUCGCCCACACUCGUCCGCAUUGAAGAACAGCGAAGAUGUGAAAACAACCUUCGAUAGCCAUAGUGUUUCCAAGAGAUUACAAAAAGAGCUGAUGGCUUUGAUGAUGUCUGCGGGCCACGGAGUCUCGGCAUUUCCGGAGGGCGAGAAUUUCUUCAAAUGGAUCGGCACGAUAACGGGACCCGAGGGCACGGUAUAUCAAGGACAAAAAUACAAGUUGUCGCUGGAUUUCCCGAAUUCGUAUCCGUACACGGCACCUGUCGUGAAAUUCGUGACACCUUGCUUUCAUCCAAACGUCGAUCUGAGUGGCGCCAUUUGCCUCGACAUCCUCAAAGAUAAAUGGUCGGCGCUGUACGACGUCAGGACGAUCUUGCUUUCCAUCCAAUCGUUGCUCGGCGAACCCAAUAACGAGUCACCUCUCAAUGCACAAGCCAGUCAAAUGUGGUCGAAUCAGGCAUUAUACAAAAAAUAUCUAGAUGAAUUUUACGAAAAGAACAAAGAUUGUUAGAUUUCAUUCACGCUAUAUAAUUAUUAUUAUUAUUUCUCGAUUCUCACCAAAAAAAAAAUCACUCUCUUUAAAAAUUUACAAUAUUUUUCAUCAUUUCUCGGUAGAUAGAAUUAAAAAAAAAAUGAAAAUCGGUUUAAAAAAUUGUGUGCGUGAGUGAAAAAGAGUGCUUUAAUUGUAAAUUCGCUGCUUUUUUAUUUCUUUUGAAAAAUUCUCUCUCUUUGACACUGAGCAGCAAAUUAGACUCACCCCUUUUGUUUUUCUUUUUUUCAAAUAUUUAAAUUAUCAUUCUCAACAAGGAAGGACAUUUCUAUUGAGACCAUUCAUUCAUCAUCAUCAAUUCAAGUACAAAUCUCUUUUCAAAUUAAAAA